CAUUUUCCACCGACUCCAGUGUGUGACUACUGCAAGUGUCACUCUUGCUCUUGCAAGUCCACUUACUAAAAGUCUCGAUCAGUGAGGAAAAACUUGGUCAUUGGUUCCAUUGUGAUCGUAAUUGAAAUCGCAGAAAGUUUCGCGUCGAUUUAAUCGAGUAAACUGUUACGUUUUGUGCACCCUCGUAAAGUGUCGAUGUAUUUACAAAACGGCUCACCGCGGUCCGUAUAAUAAAUUAUAUUUGUCGAUGGAUAUUUCGCUCGAUAGAUUUGCGGAGUGUCUGUUCGGUAAGCAACGGUGCAGAAAUUGAACGAUAUUCUUCUGGAAGAAAAAUUCUGUACGACUCUGAUUUACAUCUGAUUCUCCCACGGACUUCCGUUUGAAAUAGUUUCGCACGUUCUAAGAGCGUGUUACAGCAACGCCAAGAAUUCUCUUCUUGCUGUUUAUUUGAAAUCCUGCUUUUACUUUAAAAGCAGCCUUCAGACGUUUCCCGAUAAAAGAUUCACGGCAGAAGAUAUCGGGAUUAGAAUACGCGAGCAGGUUGUUCAACGAUAAUUCGAUAUCGAUGAUACGCGAAGGUGGCGAACGAGAAAGGUUUCGUUGGUAGAAGGUUUUUGCCUAAAUUAUUUCGUACGGGUUUAAGGAUAAGUGGGCCGGUCGAGCCGCGGGCUAUAGGCCAGCCCGAAUUUCGUACCGGCAGAUCAUCGACCGUUAGAGGAAACCGUGAAAGAGAGAAAGAGAGAAGGAUCGAGAUUGUGAGAAAAGAAAGCAGAGACCGACCGGUGGACUGGUCUCCUCGUUGAAAUGAGUCACUCGUUCCUUUCUCAAUGAAUAGUCGUUGUUUAACCAGUGCGAAAGUGGCAGAACGUGAUUACGCUCAUCGCUAAUUCUUUUCUAAGAAGAUUAGAAAAGAAAUUAAUCUUUCGUUCGCCGCGUCAUCGAUAUCCUCGAUAUCUUGAGACGGUAAAGGAUCUGCAAUCUGAGAGAUUGGCAAAAACCCGAAGGAAAGAAGAAAGGUCCCUCUGGUCCAAAUUAACGAAAGAAACGUAGAAGACGAUUCGGGCAUGGGAAACGAUAAAACAGGGUGAGGUCAGGGCCGAAGACGAAGCAAGACCAGCGUCGAAGAAAAGGUCGAUCAGAAAACGCGAAUGAAUUGAACAAUUUUCCUGGAAUUAAGACUGCCAGUGGAGGUGAAACGUGAAAGGGAGAAAAAAGGGUAGAGAUAGUGGUAGUAGAGAAUAGCAAGAUGAGCAGACGAACCGUGCCACCGGCUGGACUGAACUCCUGCGAGAGGAUCAGACCGGAACGACCCAGGAAUCCCAUUCAGAGACUCGUAUGGGGUCCAGGUUCUCAAUUUCAAGUCAGUCCAAUCGGUCUACCCGAGGACGAAGGUUCGAACCCUAGAAUGGCUCUGAGAAGAUUGCUGAGACUGUACGAAGGAAGACAGUACCGAGAGGCAGCCAGUUUUCUCAUGAAGCUACCCCAGUACACCCUGAAGGCGACCCUACCGGAUAUUCCGGUGGACCUGUUGAUCGAAACUCUCCCGCACAGUUUGUCUCUGUUAGAGGCUCUCUAUUCGAGGCUGGUCGAGUUGAACGUGAACGAUGCAAAGAUUUUGAGAGUGGAACAAGUACUCUGGAGGGUGGUGCAUCUGAUUUCGACCAGCCAGGACCACUUCCGUUUGAGGAUCUGGAGCAAACUGCUGGUGUCCCUGGCCAGAUUGGCACCGAACGCGAGAAAUACCCUGGUCACGCGAAAAAGAUCUUUGGAAAGAGCUGUCGAGGGUUUGGGUAAACACGGGCUGGUACCUUCUUGCCAAGUGAACAAUCCGGAGAACGGUACCGGGUCGAAUUUGCUUCCUCUUCCGGUCGCGAUGAAAGAGGAGCUCGAGAACAGAAUCGAAGCAUACAAAUUGGCAGUGCACAAAGUCGAGAGCUUUGGGAAACACGCCAGAACUCACAAAGCUGAUCAAGGUGUACAAGCUGCCUCGCACCAGAGGCAACUUUCGCUAAAGUACAGCGAGAUUCAGCAGAGGCUGAUCGAUAAUCAGAGUCUACUGAACACGUUGGAGAAAGCUGGUGACCCGAGCGGCUUAGAAAGCUUGCUAUCCGAGCUGAAACGAAGGGUCGAACAGGACAAGGAGGCGCUCAGACAAUGGACGGCCUUGAGGAAAUCCACGCUAGCUGGAAACACGAAAAAUCCACCGUUGGCUGCCAGCCUCUUACAAUUCUCCAGGGGUUGCGAGCUGGCUCUGCAAUUGAUGGAUCAAGAUAAUCUACAGGUAUUCCAUCUGGCCGAGAAUCUGGCGGACGAUUACGAAGAGGAAUCCAGCAGCAGUGCCGGCUAUCAUACGGAUGAGAGUUGCAGUCCAACGCCGGAACCGGUGGUCAGGAAGGGCAGCUGCGAGAUUCACAGGUUCGAGGAGAAUUUUUCGAAUUCGACUUGCUGCGAGGAGGCGAGCACGAAACGACUGGUCGAAAGAUACGCUGCGCUGUACGGGCAAGCGCAUUUGCAUACCUUGGAUGCCUUGGACGCUUUGGAGCCAUUGAAAGACGCCCCCGACUUGAAAGCCAAGAUUCUCUAUUCAGUGGUCGUGCUCUCGUGGCGAUUGGCUGGCACGAUACAGACGUCUAGAUACCUGGAGGUGGUGAAAAUUUUAAACGGUAGCAGCACCGCGAAUGCUCGGACGACACCGGAACUGGAGGAAUGCGUGAAGAGGCAGCUAGCGACUUCCGGCGCGGAAACCGGUUGCCGGGAGGUCGCUGAACAGGUGGUGAACCAGCUGGAAAGGACGUUGUACGACUUUCCGUGUCUACGGGGAUCCUCGGAGGUGAAGAAGUACGCGAUCGGUUGCUCCAGUUUGGCGUGGGCUUGUUUGGCACGCGCCACGCCGUUGGUCCUCGAUGUGGCCCACAGCGUGGAAUUCAGACGUGAAGUGCACGUGAGACAUCACGCCUCGCCGGAUCCCAACGGUACCAGGAUCAAGGCGGUCUUAUGGCCUGGUCUCAGAGAAGACUGCCAGGGACCUUGCCUUCACAAGGCUGUCGUUUUGACUAUUUGACGUUUUCAGGGCUCGAUCAAUUAUUCAGAGGCGAUAUCCUCUGGCAAAGUGUCGCGAACUCUAUUCCUGAUCGCGACACUUUGUCAAACAGGUAAAUUUUCUAUAGGAAUCGACAGGUGCUUUUUCAUCUAAUUUAGCUCUCCAUCGAGUUCACUAUUGAAUCAAGCAAAGUAUUCUGAUUUAGAUUUUAAUUAUCUAAAAUAUCUCGUCCUAUAAUUUUUAAGUUGAAUCAAGUGUUUAUCGUAAGAUUCGCCUCGAUUAUCCUUGUAUCGAAUAACCGAUCGUAAAUACACGCUAUUUAAGGUAAUAAAACCCUCUGAAAUUUCAUCGGCUCGUUAAAUGUGCCAGGUGUAAUGCGCGAUAAAAUUCGCGAAAAAUAGAGCGAUCUUUCCCAAGUUAGACGUAAAUCGAUGAAACGUGCGAGAUUUCGAGUAACGUAAGAAUUAUCUACGAACUGAAACGGUGCGGAGGCAAAGUUGAGGUAUAGGAACAAAGUAAGAGAAACCGUAGAGAUUGUAUUAUAUAUGCAGUCUACGCCAUUGGCUGCUCCAAUUUCCACGCGUGCCUCGUCGCAGUCUUGAAUUUCCCAAGGGAAACCGGAAUUACAUUUACACUCGGCCUUAUGUAACAGAAACGCGUCGUGUCGCGUCGAGUCGCGCUCUUUACUGUUCCGAGAUACGGCUUUAACUUCAACGGAGCAAUGAGAUUUUUUUAAUACCGUGUAGGGAAGCUAAACUCGUCCCGGAAGGAAUCCAAGCUGUCUUCAGAUUCGCGAUGUAAAUCGAGAUAAACAAAAUACCAUGUCAUGAAAGUCUGUUCGAACGACCUCCUUGGAACGUGGAAGUCGUACGAUAAUUAGCUCUAACGCAACCCCAUAUUUUUUCCCUCGAAAUUUUAUGUUAGAAGUAACGAAAGCUCUUUGGAAACUUUUCGUUCAACCAGAUAUUUCCGUAAAGGAAGUCGUAACAACAGCAACGAAACUCGUGCAACUUUAUGUCCGACGUGUGUAGCCAUUGAUGGCCCGGAAGUAUCGGUGUUCCAGGACGAUAGCGACGAAAACGAUGAAACUCCUCCUCGGUCGACCUGUCCAAAUUCAUGACACGUACCUCCAAGUACUUUCCUCUUUUCUAAUACUAGAACCCGAGAAAUACUGUCACCCUCGUUACCGUACGAUGAGGACCGUCGUUUCUCUUUUCAUAACGAAACCUUUCGGUUGAACUGUUCUUUUAGGAAAAGAAAUGUUCAGUUUCUUUGAAUUUCAAAGGAUUUAUUAUAAAUCUUUUUCUAUAUACAUAAUUCAUACAUCGUUUCAACUGUCUCUCUCUCUCUCUCCGCUUGUCACAAGUACAAAAGUACACGAGAGGGUAACGUUUAACUUGGAUGAUGAAUCCUAGUCGAGCAGAAACGCCCUGGGAGAGAUUAAAACGCAGCUUGGUAAAAAUAAACAGUGAAUCGAGUAGAACAACGCGAGGGUGAAAUCACUCGACAGAUUCGUCGAGCUUUCUAUUGUAUGUACAUCUAGCUUAAUAAAUACACUUUGAUUUUUC
Osmia lignaria (orchard mason bee) is the source of this 4608-nucleotide messenger RNA. RefSeq lists its product as uncharacterized. The record is from RefSeq and is a predicted model, not a curated record. Gene Ontology annotation, biological process: mitophagy by internal vacuole formation; mitochondrial protein catabolic process. Lineage: Eukaryota; Metazoa; Arthropoda; Insecta; Hymenoptera; Megachilidae. Gene Ontology annotation, cellular component: mitochondrial outer membrane.